Messenger RNA from Rubroshorea leprosula, 1923 nucleotides. The record is from the annotation of a GenBank genome assembly. Lineage: Eukaryota; Viridiplantae; Streptophyta; Magnoliopsida; Malvales; Dipterocarpaceae.
GAGCAGGACACAGACGUUAUUUUAUCUGGGGCUGCGCCGCCUGCGUGUCAAUUUUUCUCACGAACCAAACAGAAAAGACGCCCUCUUUAUUUUCCAUACUUCCUAUACUACCAAUAAACCCAAAGAGGGAAAUCUUAAUUAUACGCGAAUAAAGCAAUAAUGGCCUCCUCCAUUCUGUCUCCUACGCCGCCAACCUCUUCCUUUAUCAACAGCAAGAAAGAGUUGGGUCUCUCUGCUUUCCCUUCAACAUCCCAAAUUUUCAUUCAGAAAUGCAAGAAACCAGUGUCCAAGAGAAUCGUCUCAGUCAUGGCACCGCAGCAAACACAGCGCAAGCCGGCCACCACUGGCUCUGUCAAGACUGCAAUGACAAUGACAGAGAAGAUUCUGGCUAGGGCCUCAGAGAAACCUCAGUUGAGCCCUGGUGAAAAUGUUUGGGUUAAUGUUGAUGUAUUGAUGACACAUGAUGUUUGUGGCGCUGCUUCUUUUGGUAUCUUUAAGAAAGAAUUUGGUGAAAGUGCUAAGGUUUGGGACAGUGAAAAGAUUGUUGUUAUACCUGAUCAUUAUAUAUUCACAAGUGAUGAACGUGCAAAUCGUAAUGUGGAUACUUUGAGGGAUUUGUGCAUGGAGCAAAAUAUCAAGUACUUCUAUGACAUUAAGGAUCUUAGUAAUUUUAAGGCAAACCCUGAUUAUAAAGGUGUAUGCCAUGUUGCACUUGCCCAAGAAGGGCACUGCAGGCCUGGAGAGGUUCUGCUGGGGACAGACUCUCACACCUGUACUGCUGGAGCUUUUGGCCAAUUUGCUACAGGAAUUGGUAACACUGAUGCAGGUUUUGUAUUGGGCACAGGGAAGCUACUGCUCAAGGUCCCACCAACCCUGAGAUUUCUAAUGGAUGGUGAAAUGCCUCAUUAUUUGCUUGCAAAGGAUUUGAUUUUGCAAAUUAUUGGCGAAAUAUCUGUAGCUGGUGCAACAUAUAAAUCCAUGGAGUUUGUUGGCACAACUGUUGAAAGUUUAACUAUGGAAGAAAGGAUGACAUUAUGCAAUAUGGUAAUCGAAGCCGGUGGAAAGAAUGGUGUUGUUCCGGCUGAUGGUACUACAUUCAAGUACCUUGAGAACAAGACAUCUGUGCCCUAUGAACCUGUUUAUAGUGAUGCACAAGCAAGUUUUCUUUCUGAGUACAGAUUUGAUAUCUCAAAAUUGGAGCCCUUGGUGGCGAAGCCUCAUUCUCCUGGUAACCGUGCUUUGGCAAGAGAAUGCAAGGAUGUCAAAAUUGACAGAGUAUACAUUGGAUCCUGUACUGGUGGAAAAACAGAGGAUUUUCUUGCUGUGGCCAAAGUGUUUCUAGCUUCGGGCAAAAAGGUUAAAGUUCCUACAUUCCUUGUCCCUGCUACCCAGAAGGUUUGGAUGGACGUCUAUACUCUUAUAGUGCCAGGAUCUGGUGGCAAGACUUGCUCCCAGAUAUUUGAAGAAGCUGGCAAGCUUUCCCCUUGCAUCAAUGUCAUUCUGACCUUGAUAUUAAACAGGAGUAAACAAAGGAUUGGGGGAACUAUAAAUAUGAUGCAUUCAAAUUACCGUUCUCCAUACCUGCAACUGGUCUGUGUCUCAACUACAAAUAGAAACUUCCCAGGUCGGAUGGGGCACAAGGAAGGUCAGAUAUAUCUCGCCUCACCAUACACGGCAGCAGCAUCAGCUUUGACUGGUUAUGUCACUGAUCCAAGGGAGUUUUUGCAGUAAAAUGCUGAUGAUUGAUUAUAUAUCUUAUCGAGUAAUCUGUAGUGUUAGAUGUGUGACAAUGAAAUAUUACAGACAAAACAGGAUGAGUAGAAUAACAGAUGCCUUUGGCGAUUGUGUAAUGUUUUUGGUUGUUGUUGUCCUUGUUUCUUCAAGUUCAGUACCAUUAGUAGCAAAUGAAGUACCAGUUAUGCG